Anguilla anguilla (European eel) is the source of this 2651-nucleotide messenger RNA. RefSeq names its product DNA topoisomerase I, mitochondrial. Gene Ontology annotation, cellular component: chromosome; nucleolus. Bases 133 to 2376 code for a protein of 747 amino acids. The record is from RefSeq and is a predicted model, not a curated record. The transcript has 20 exons. Gene Ontology annotation, molecular function: DNA topoisomerase type I (single strand cut, ATP-independent) activity; DNA binding. Lineage: Eukaryota; Metazoa; Chordata; Actinopteri; Anguilliformes; Anguillidae. Gene Ontology annotation, biological process: DNA replication; chromosome segregation; DNA topological change.
CCAAUCGAAAUCUGAUGCAUUGCCAUUGAGAUCUUAGACUGUGAGGUCAGUGGAAGUAGGACCAUCCGUCCCACUCCCAACUUGAACCUGCCGACGAUUUGCCCAGGUUUUUUCUGUCUUAAAUUUGCUGAGAUGGGGGGAGAGAAGAAGGGUGGUAAAAACGGGAAGACCAAGAGGAAGUCUCCAUCAAAGGAGCGGUCCAGCGGAGACGCGCCCAGAAGUAAAAAGCCUGAGAAGAAUAAAGACGAAGCUGCAGAGAUGUCCGAAAAGGAUCAGAAGCGGAAAGCCUCUCGGAAGGUCAAGACUCUAAAAACUGAGACCUUUGAGAGUGAAAUGGAGGAUUUUGUGAGAGCUCCUGGUCAUGUGACCGUGAAAGCAGAGCCAGAGGAUGGCGACUUUGUGGCCGAGAAAAGGGGGAGGAAGAGAGUCAGAGAGAGCGAGCCGGCGGAGUCGACCGCCUGCUCAUCAUCGUCUGUGAAGAAGAGGAAGAAGGUGAAAGAGGAGGAAGAGGAGGUUAGAGAUGAAGGCCAGAGGGUAGAGACGAUGCAAAAGAAGAAAAAAAAGAAGCCAAAGGAAGAGAAGGCGGAACAACCAGUGUCCUCAAAGAGGAAGAAGACGAAGGAGGAGAUCGAAGCUGCAAAGCUUUUGAAGAUAAAGAUGAAAGAAGAGGAGGAGAAACAGAGGUGGCGAUGGUGGGAGGAGGAAAAGUAUGAGGAUGGUGUUAAGUGGAAGUUUCUGGAACAGAAAGGGCCUUAUUUCCCCCCAGAAUACCAGCCCCUUCCUGACAACGUCAAAUUCUACUACAAUGGGGAAGCAGUCAAGCUGAGCCCAGCCGCAGAGGAAGUGGCCCUGUUCUUCGCUCAGAUGCUGGAUCACGACUACACCACCAAGGACGUGUUCCGCAACAACUUCUUCAAGGACUGGCGGAAGGAGAUGAGUCUGGAAGAGAGAACGCUGAUUACGGAUCUGAAUAAGUGUGACUUUGGGGAGCUGUUUGCUAUGCACCAGGAGAAGGUGCAGGCCAGACGCAACAUAAGCAAGGAAGAAAAACAGGUAAUCAAGGAGGCCAAUCAGAAGAUAGUGGAGGAAUAUGGCUUCUGCCUGCUAGACCACCACCGGGAACGCAUUGGCAACUUCAAGAUCGAGCCGCCGGGCUUGUUUCGUGGGCGGGGCGAACAUCCAAAACAGGGCAUGCUGAAGAAGAGGAUCCAGCCGGAGGAUGUCAUCAUCAACUGCAGCAAAGAUUCACGCAUCCCAGAGCCCCCUGCCGGUCACAAAUGGAAGGAGGUUCGCCAUGACAACACGGUGACGUGGCUGGCCAGCUGGACUGAGAAUGUGCAGGGCUCAUUCAAAUACGUGAUGCUCAAUGCCAACUCCAAACUGAAGGGUGAGAAAGACUGGGAGAAGUAUGAGGUGGCCAGGAGACUGAAGAGCUGUGUGGACCAGAUCAGGGCCCAGUACAAGCAGGACCUCAAGUCCAAACAGAUGAGCAUACGCCAGAGAGCCGUGGCCCUCUACUUCAUCGACAAGCUGGCCCUCAGGGCGGGGAACGAGAAGGAGGAGGGCGAGACGGCGGACACGGUGGGCUGCUGCUCCCUGCGGGUGGAGCACAUCGCCCUGCACCCGAAGCUGGACGGAGAGGAGAACGUGGUGGAGUUCGACUUCCUGGGUAAAGAUUGCAUCCGCUACUACAACAAGGUCCCCGUCACAAAGAGGGUAUUCAAAAACCUGAAGCUUUUCAUGGACAACAAACAAGGAGGUGAUGACCUGUUCGACUGUCUGAACACUUCCGUGCUGAAUAAGUACCUUACCUCACUAAUGGCUGGCCUGACUGCCAAGGUUUUCCGAACGUACAACGCCUCUAUCACUCUGCAGGAGCAACUGAAGGAGCUAUCCAACAUGUCGGACAACGAGGCCGAGAAGCUCCUGUCGUACAACAGGGCCAACCGCGCGGUUGCAGUUCUCUGCAACCACCAGCGGGCGCCGCCAAAGACCUUCGAACAGUCCAUGGCCAACCUGCAGGCCAAGAUUGACAGUAGGAAGGAGCAGUUGGGCCUGGCCAAGUCAGAGCUGAAGCAGGCCAAGAAGGAGCUCAAGACCAGCUCGGACAGCAAGCUGCAGGCCACUCUGGAGAAGAAGAAGAAGGCGGUCCAGCGCUGUGAGGAGCAGCUGCUGAAGAUGGAGAUCCAGGCCACAGAUCGGGAGGAAAACAAGCAGAUCGCCCUGGGCACCUCCAAACUGAACUACCUAGACCCCCGCAUCAGCGUUGCCUGGUGCAAGAACAUGGAGGUGCCCUUGGAGAAAAUCUACAACAAAACUCAGAGGGAAAAGUUUGCCUGGGCCAUCGACAUGACGGAACUGGACUUCUUUUUCUGAGAACGCCGGCUCUUCGACUUCAACCGCAGCAAAAGACCGCUUUCGAAUUUAUGAAUGAAUGAAUUUGCUUUUAAGAAUUCGUUUGUUGAACAUUUCACACAUGUAUAUGUUCUGCCUACCCUGUUCAGACCCUCCAUUUUGUAUUUUUACUGCUGUUGGCACUUUUUUUGGAACUUUUAAAAAGAAGUAUUUUUCACGCCGAGGUGAAAUUUAAUGCAACGGUUGAGCUGCGUUUUAUAUUUUUGAAUUAAACUUGAAUAAAGGCCGUAAAGGUG